UUUCAUAAAAUCAAUCUCUCAUUUUCUUUCUUGUCAUAUUGAUCUGUUGAUUAUAUGAUAAUUUCUUUUUGACAAAAAAGGAAAAGUUCUAGAAAUAUUAAUUAGUACGACAAUGCCGUCUUUGGAGGAGGAGCUGUUCCCGUCGACGCCGGGGAAGUUCAAGAUCGACAGAGGACACAGUAUGAAUCGUCAAUUCCAUCGUUGUUUCGCUUCGACCAGCACCAUGUUCUUAUGGGCUCUUUUCUUGAUCGCAUUGACGGCGUCGUAUUUGAGUUUCCAGAGUUUCGUUGAUUCCGGUAGCCGGUAUUUCAGUGCUUCGUGGGGUGGCAUUCAGUGGGAGAAGCAAGUUCGUAACUCUGCUCAGAUCCAUCGUUCCGGUGGGAUGUCCGUUCUGGUGACCGGAGCCGCUGGUUUCGUGGGGACACACGUCUCACUCGCGCUUAAAAAACGGGGAGACGGUGUCGUUGGGCUUGACAACUUCAAUAACUAUUACGACCCUUCGUUGAAGAGAGCCAGGACAUCGUUGCUCAACAGCCAUGGCGUUUUUGUCGUCGAAGGUGAUUUGAACGACGGCAAGCUUUUGGCUAAGCUCUUUGACGUGGUGGCUUUUACUCACGUGAUGCAUUUAGCGGCUCAAGCUGGAGUCAGGUACGCCAUGGAAAACCCCAACUCGUACGUUCACAGCAACAUCGCCGGUCUCGUCACGCUACUCGAGGUCUGCAAAUCCGCUAAACCCCAGCCGGCAAUCGUCUGGGCAUCAUCGAGUUCCGUUUACGGUUUGAACGAUAAGGUCCCUUUCUCAGAAUCCGACAGGACCGAUCAGCCGGCGAGUUUAUACGCCGCCACGAAAAAGGCCGGCGAAGAAAUCACCCACACUUACAAUCACAUAUAUGGUCUCUCAAUUACUGGAUUAAGGUUCUUCACCGUGUACGGUCCCUGGGGGAGGCCCGAUAUGGCGUAUUUUUCGUUCACGAGAAAUAUUUUGCAAGGCAAACCGAUCACCAUAUACCGGGGAAAGAAUCGGGCCGAUUUGGCACGGGAUUUCACCUACAUUGAUGAUAUCGUGAAGGGCUGUUUGGGUUCAUUGGAUACAUCCGGGGAGAGUACUGGGUCCGGCGGGAAGAAAACAGGGAACGCUCCGUACAGAAUAUUCAACCUGGGCAAUACAUCGCCGGUUAAGGUGCCGGAGUUGGUGAACAUCCUGGAGAGACAUUUGAAGGUCAAGGCGAAGAGGAAUAUCGUAGAUAUGCCCGGCAACGGCGACGUUCCGUUCACCCACGCUAACAUCAGUCAUGCUCAGAGGGCAUUGGGGUACAAACCCACAACCGAUUUGCAAACCGGGUUGAAGAAAUUUGUUAGAUGGUAUUUAUCUUAUCAUGGUUAUAAUAACCGCAAAGGUUUACAAUAAAAUUCAUUUUCCCUGUUUUAAAUUUUUUUUAAUGUAAGGAUUUUCUUCGAUUCCCCAUUAUAGAAUGAAAUAGAAACGCAAUGGGGAAAAUCAGAAGAAGAAAGAAAGAUCAAAUUCUUUGCUCUGGGUGGGCAGUGAAAAAGAAAGGAAACGUAACCCCCUAUUCA
Hibiscus syriacus is the source of this 1575-nucleotide messenger RNA. Its product is annotated as UDP-glucuronate 4-epimerase 1-like. Lineage: Eukaryota; Viridiplantae; Streptophyta; Magnoliopsida; Malvales; Malvaceae. The record is from RefSeq and is a predicted model, not a curated record. The coding region runs from base 113 to 1408 and encodes 431 amino acids. The transcript has a single exon.